AUGGCUUAUCAGAUGCACCCGAGACGCGUUUGCCUACCUCAGGAUUGCAAAGGUGAUUUCCCAUUUCUGGUACCUUCUACCCCCUGUAGCUCAGAGCAAACUGGAGCUGAUCGUGAGUUACUCAAGUUUAUAAACCCUGCUCGCCCACCCCCAGUGGAGUCCAUUGAUGAAUGCUGUGGCCAUCUGUUUCAGACCCAGAGCUUACGUCUUUCAGACCUGCACAGAAAAUCUCAGCUAUGGAGAGGGAUUGUUAGUGUUACCUUAAUAGAAGGUCGUGAACUUAAGGCAAUGGAUGCGAAUGGACUAAGUGAUCCUUACGUGAAGUUCCGGUUGGGUCAUCAGAAGUACAAGAGCAAGAUUGUGCCAAAAACUUUGAAUCCUCAGUGGAGGGAGCAGUUUGACUUUCAUCUCUAUGAAGAACGAGGUGGAAUUAUUGAUAUUACCGUGUGGGACAAAGAUGCUGGCAAAAAGGAUGAUUUUAUUGGCAGGUGCCAGGUUGACCUGUCGACCCUGAGCAAAGAGCAAACCCACAAGUUGGAGAUGCCGCUGGAGGAGGGAGAGGGAUGCCUGGUGCUGCUGGUCACUCUCACAGCCUCGGCUGCAGUCACUAUCUCUGACCUCUCCGUCAACUCUCUGGAGGACCAGAAGGAGCGAGAGGAGAUACUGAAGAGAUAUAGUCCAAUGAUGAUGUUCCAUAACAUAAAGGAUGUGGGAUUUCUUCAGGUGAAGGUCAUCAGGGCAGAAGCAUUGAUGGCAGCUGAUGUCACAGGUAAAAGUGACCCAUUUUGUGUAGUUGAAUUGAACAAUGACCGACUGCUGACACAUACUGUCUACAAGAACCUCAAUCCAGAAUGGAACAAAAUCUUCACAUUCAAUAUUAAAGACAUCCACUCGGUGCUUGAAGUGACAGUUUAUGAUGAAGACCGCGAUCGGAGUGCUGACUUUCUAGGCAAAGUUGCCAUACCGUUGCUGUCUAUUCAAAAUGGUGAACAGAAAGCCUACGUCUUGAAAAACAAGCAGCUGACAGGGCCAACAAAGGGGGUCAUCUAUCUUGAAAUAGAUGUGAUUUUUAAUGCUGUGAAAGCCAGCAUACGAACCUUAAUGCCCAAAGAACAGAAGUACAUUGAAGAGGAAGACAGACUGUCUAAACAGCUACUGUUAAGAAACUUUAUACGGAUGAAGCGUUGUAUCAUAGUGCUCAUAAAUGCCGCCUACUACAUCAGCAGUUGCUUUGACUGGGAUUCUCCCCCAAGAAGUCUCGCUGCUUUUUUGCUUUUUCUUUUUGUGGUCUGGAACUUUGAGCUCUACAUGAUACCACUGGCUUUGUUGUUGCUGCUGGCAUGGAACUACUUCUUGAUCGUAGCAGGAAAAGAUAACAGGCAACAUGAUACGGUAGUGGAGGACAUGCUAGAGGACGAGGAAGAAGAGGAUGACAGAGAUGACAAGGACAGUGAAAAAAAAGGAUUUAUGACUAGACUUUAUGCCAUCCAGGAGGUCUGUGUCAGUGUCCAGAAUAUCCUUGAUGAAGUGGCUUCCUUCGGAGAAAGGAUCAAGAAUACAUUCAACUGGACUGUCCCAUUCCUGAGCUGGCUGGCGAUUGUUGCCCUCUCUGUGUUCACCAUCAUCCUGUAUUUCAUUCCACUGAGGUACAUUGUCCUUCUCUGGGGCAUUAAUAAAUUUACAAAGAAGCUUCGAAGUCCAUAUGCAAUUGAUAACAAUGAGCUACUUGACUUUCUAUCCAGAGUUCCUUCAGAUGUGCAAGUGGUGCAAUACCAUGAACUGAAACAAGAUCCCAGUCACAGCCCAAGCAAGAGGAAGAAAAACAAUCCUGGCUAA
Molecule: messenger RNA, 1836 nt
Organism: Cariama cristata (Red-legged seriema)
Lineage: Eukaryota; Metazoa; Chordata; Aves; Cariamiformes; Cariamidae
Gene: MCTP1
Product: multiple C2 domains, transmembrane 1
Exons: 16
Coding region: 1-1836 (611 amino acids)
Biological process (GO): regulation of neurotransmitter secretion
Cellular component (GO): synaptic vesicle membrane
Molecular function (GO): calcium ion binding
Source: RefSeq, a predicted model, not a curated record